UUGGACAACGGGGUAUCCGUACAGCACCAGCAGCGCACCUCAGCAACACACGCAAGGCCGAUUUGACGCCGGGAACGAGCGACAAUUCUCUCACUUUGUCUCUGUCCUUCUGUCUGUGUGUCUGAGGAGAAUAAAAGACACCUUUGCCCGCGCCCGUCUCCUCGCCAGAUUCCCUCUCCCGCUUGUUCUCCUGUCUCUUCUACUUCAUCCGUGAAUCCCCUCCCAUUUACCUUUUUAUACCCAAUAUUCCCUUUACAACGAGAAGCUGCAGGCUCAAUUCGUUGUGUGUUCUCUCUCUCUUCCUCUCUAAGCAUUGUCUAGAGUGUGUCUUUUGACGAUCCCAUAAUAACCCUCUCCCUAUUACAAAGCUUCGUGCUUUCUUCAAAAACAUACGCAAUGGCCAACUCUCCCCACGGCGGUGUCCUCAAGGACCUUUUCGCGCGCGAUGCGCCGCGCCAGUCUGAGCUGCUUGCCGAGGCCGACAAGCUCCCUUCUCUCCUAUUGACCGAGCGUCACCUCUGCGAUCUUGAGCUGAUCCUCAACGGUGGUUUCUCUCCUCUCGAAGGUUUCAUGACCGAGAAGGACUACAAUGGAGUCGUCAAGGACAACCGUCUCGCCGAUGGCGCUCUCUUCUCCAUGCCCAUCACUCUCGAUGUCUCCCAACAGCAGAUUGACACCCUCUCCAUCAAGCCCGGUGCCCGCAUCACCCUCCGCGACCUCAGAGACGACCGCAACCUUGCCAUCCUCACCGUCGAGGAUGUCUACAAGCCCGACAGAGUCAAGGAGGCCAUUGAGGUCUUUGGCAGCGACGACGACACCCACCCCGGUGUGAAGCACCUCUUCAACAACACCAAUGACUUUUACGUUGGCGGUAAGCUCGAGGCUAUCCAGCGUCUUGCUCACUACGACUUCCUCGACCUCAGAUUCACCCCCGCCGAGUUGAGACAGCACUUUGAGAAGCUCGGCUGGAACAAGGUCGUCGCUUUCCAGACUCGCAACCCCAUGCACCGCGCCCACAGAGAGCUCACUGUCCGUGCCGCCCGCUCCCAACAAGCCAACGUCCUCAUCCACCCCGUCGUCGGCAUGACCAAGCCCGGUGACAUUGACCACUUCACCCGUGUCCGCGUCUACAAGGCUCUCCUCCCCAGAUACCCCAACGGCAUGGCCGCCCUGGCCCUGCUGCCCCUGGCUAUGCGCAUGGGCGGUCCCCGUGAGGCCAUCUGGCACGCCAUCAUCCGCAAGAACCACGGCGCCACGCACUUCAUUGUCGGCCGUGAUCACGCCGGCCCCGGCAAGAACAAGAACGGCAAGGACCACUACGGCCCGUACGACGCCCAGGUCGCCGUUCAGAAGUACUCUGACGAGCUCGGCAUCACCAUGGUCGAGUUCCAGGAGAUGAUUUACAUCCCCGACCGCGACGAGUACCAGCCCGCCAACGAGAUCGCCCCUGGCACCCACACCGCCAACAUCUCUGGUACCGAGCUCCGCAACCGCCUCAAGACCGGCAAGGAGAUCCCCGCGUGGUUCUCCUACCCCGAGGUCGUCAAGGUCCUGCGCGAGCAGAACCCCCUCCCCGCCCAAAAGGGCUUCACCAUCUUCCUCACUGGCCUGCUCAACAGCGGAAAGGAUCAGAUCGCAAAGGCCCUUCAGGUCACUCUUAACCAGGGCGGCGGCCGCUCCGUCUCCCUCCUUCUCGGCGAGACUGUCCGCCACGAGCUCUCCUCCGAGCUCGGCUUCAGCCGCGAGGACCGCGACAAGAACGUCGGCCGCAUCGCCUUCGUCGCCUCAGAGCUCACCCGCGCCGGCGCCGCCGUCAUUGCUGCGCCCAUUGCGCCUUUCGACGAGGCCCGUCAGAAGGCGCGCGAGCUGGUCGAGAAGGCCGGCCCCUUCUUCCUCGUGCACGUCGCCACCCCGCUCGAGUACGCCGAGAAGACGGACAAGCGCGGCAUCUACCAGAAGGCGCGCAACGGCGACAUCAAGGGCUUCACCGGCGUCGAUGACCCGUAUGAGGCGCCCGCCAAGGCCGACCUCGUUGUCAACCUCGAGCAGCAGACGGUCCGCUCCAUUGUUCACCAGAUUGUCCUGCUCCUCGAGAGCCAGGGUCUCCUGGACCGUUUGUAAACGCAAGAGUUUUGCAGACUUUCAUCAAUGAGCGAUAUAAGUGUGAUUUAUACGGCAUAGAGCGUACAUGCGCGUAGACCUCUUCUCAAAGCGCAAAAAAUUGGGUGGAUAUAUAUACAUCGGAGUUGAGACUUCAAAGACAACCUUGGGAUAUAAAAGUUGUUUGAUGAUGAAUUUUUACGAGUUAUUUUAUGCAAGAGAGAUGGCUAUAAAGCAUCAUAUAGUAGGCUAGGGUUGGAGAGUUGGAUAACACAUUACUUUUACCCACAUAUGGCUGAAUAGUGGAAUGGAACG
Molecule: messenger RNA, 2415 nt
Organism: Colletotrichum scovillei
Lineage: Eukaryota; Fungi; Ascomycota; Sordariomycetes; Glomerellales; Glomerellaceae
Product: sulfate adenylyltransferase
Exons: 5
Coding region: 397-2121 (574 amino acids)
Biological process (GO): sulfur amino acid metabolic process
Cellular component (GO): cytoplasm
Molecular function (GO): adenylylsulfate kinase activity; sulfate adenylyltransferase (ATP) activity; ATP binding
Source: RefSeq, a predicted model, not a curated record